This is a messenger RNA of Culicoides brevitarsis, 1629 nucleotides long. RefSeq names its product sodium channel protein Nach-like. Gene Ontology annotation, cellular component: plasma membrane. Gene Ontology annotation, molecular function: ligand-gated sodium channel activity. The transcript has 7 exons. The coding region runs from base 1 to 1629 and encodes 542 amino acids. Gene Ontology annotation, biological process: sodium ion transmembrane transport. NCBI's taxonomy places the organism in Eukaryota, Metazoa, Arthropoda, Insecta, Diptera, Ceratopogonidae. The record is from RefSeq and is a predicted model, not a curated record.
AUGCCGUUAGUCGCAGCAGGCUCAGCAUCGAUAAAUCAACCCCUGAAGAAGCAUAAACUCCUGUGGAAGGCGGUCAAAGUGACAUUUAUGGAAUUUGCUGAAAAGGCAUCCGUGCAUGGUGUGCAAUAUAUUACGGAUCCAAAGGGGAAUAAGUGUACAAAAAUAACAUGGUCAAUAAUUGUCAUUUGUUUCUUCGUAUUCGCAAACGUUUUGGUCAGCGUGUUCUGGCAACGCUACACAAGCAAUCCGACACGCGUCAAUGUCGACACAAAUCAUGCACCGUUGAGUCUAUUGUAUUUUCCAGCUGUCACCAUUUGCAAUAUCGCUCGUAUGAGUUACGAACGUGCGAGUUAUGUUGUCGAUACGAUGAAUCUCCCGCCAAAUUUGGACAAAGAGGAAAUGAUCAAUCUCCUUCGUUUGACAGACGGCUUCAUGCAGAAACUCGAAACGGUUAAUUACACCCAACUUGAAUUGAUGCAAAAUCUGCUUCAGGAAAAUCGUUACGAUGUUUUUAUGACGAUGCAAGGCCUGAUGGUGCCCUGUAACGAUAUGAUCGUAAAGUGCCGUUAUAACGGAGAGAUCGUUGAUUGUGCGCGGCUUUUUGAAAGAUCGUACACGUGGCAGGGGUAUUGUUGUUCCUUUAAUAUUGACACGGAAAAGCGUGAAAAUGUCGUUCGUAAAGCAACAAAAGGAGGCAUCGAUGGCGGUUUAAGUAUGGUAAUUCGCCCUCUUGUGGAAUCCAAAACAAUUUCUCGUGUCUUUACUGACGGAAUAAAAAUGUAUGUGCACGAGAACGACAUCUACCCGAGUGAAGCUAUAACGGAAAAAGUGUUGCCCCAUCAAACGGAAACUUUUAUCGAUAUCAUUCCGGAAGAGACAAUUUCCUCGGAGCAAAUUCGACAAAUUCCAGCCUCAACUCGGGGAUGCGUUUUUUCCGAUGAAAGACCUUUGCAAUACUUUAAAGAAUACAAACGAUACAAUUGCGAAGUUGAGAUUGAAAUGGGCAAAACAAACGCUGCUUGUAAUUGUUUGCCAUUUUAUUAUCCCGACGUCAAGGAUAUUAAAACUUGCCAAUUCAAGGAUAUCCAAUGUCUUUCGGAGAAAUAUGACGAAUUUCGCAAUGACGAACAAAAGGCGGAAAAUUGUCCGAAUCAGUGUAACCAAAUAAGUUAUCGUUUGACGGCGAAUAGUGUCCAAUUAGAGAAUUUUGAGUACACUUAUGAUUCUUUUUACGAUGGACUUAACGAAACUCACAUGAUUGUUCAUGUUUACAUGUCGAGUCAAACAUUUCGUCGUUUCCGCAAAGAUUUACUCUCAAACAUUAUUUUGCUUGUUUCGAAUCUCGGCGGUGUUUACAGUUUAUUCGUUGGCAUGAGUGUCCUCAGUUUCUGUGAAAUUUUGUACUUUGCGACAAUUCGUUUGUACAAAAAGUACAAAUUAGUGAAGCAAAAUGAGAUGUUUAUGAGACAAAAUUUGAAGCCAGCAGCAACUGUCGAACAUAUCAAGGUCGUUACGCCGCCAGUUCAAAUAGAAACCAUCAAACCGUUUAAGAGACCGCAUUUUUCGGGAGGCGGCGGAGUUUUGCCCAGCACAGGAACUACUCCUGUUAUGGGAGGAUUUUUGCAUUAA